Messenger RNA from Wasmannia auropunctata (little fire ant), 2826 nucleotides. It is a transcript of the gene Hr78, whose product is annotated as orphan steroid hormone receptor 2. The record is from RefSeq and is a predicted model, not a curated record. Gene Ontology annotation, molecular function: RNA polymerase II cis-regulatory region sequence-specific DNA binding; nuclear receptor activity; zinc ion binding. The transcript has 9 exons. The coding region runs from base 176 to 1819 and encodes 547 amino acids. Gene Ontology annotation, biological process: cell differentiation; regulation of transcription by RNA polymerase II; anatomical structure development. Lineage: Eukaryota; Metazoa; Arthropoda; Insecta; Hymenoptera; Formicidae.
AGUGGGAGGACAUGGAAAGGGUAGGAGGGACGGCGAAAAGGUAAAGGUUAGAAGAGGUUAUGAACUCUAACCCGCGGACGAAGCCUGGUAGCCCCAGUCCGCUGGUCCCGAUCGCGCGUUGGCACGGAUCAGUCGUCGUCGUCGUCGUCGCCGCUGCUGAGUCGCGAAGAGAGAAAUGGACAGGGACCACAGGGAGCAACGCGAUCACGAUAAUUUGAGCGAGAAGGAGCCGGACUGCAAAGUUGGAAUGGCUUUCCGCAGUCUCUCCCACCAUCAUCGCGAUCGCACGCCGGAUGCCGAUGCGGAGAGAGACAUGGACAUCGAUCCGGCUGAUCACGCCGAGAAUUUACACGACGACAAGUCCGAGAAGUUAGGGAGAAAUUUUCAUAGUAUAGGACAUCAUCCAGCUAUGAGAGAUGUAGAUAGGGAUCAAAAUAAUCACGUUGACAAUGUGCCGUGGCGUCAUGAUGACAAGAUGGACCACAAAUUGGGACGAGACUUUCGCAAUCCUGCAAUGGUCCACUUGCAUUCUGGCAUGGAGCAUUUGUCUAAUGUCGACGUUGAGGUGAAAUUAGCGAGGGACGUUCGCGGCUCGUUAGGAUUAGGGCUGUCCUUAGAACUCUGCGUGGUUUGUGGGGAUAGAGCUAGUGGUAGGCACUACGGGGCGAUCAGCUGCGAGGGCUGCAAGGGAUUUUUUAAACGCAGCAUCCGCAAGCAGCUGGGCUACCAGUGUAGGGGAAGCAAAAGUUGCGAAGUUACCAAACACCACAGAAAUCGUUGUCAGUAUUGUAGGCUUCAGAAGUGCUUGGCGAUGGGCAUGAGAAGCGACUCUGUACAACACGAGAGAAAACCGGUGUUGGGCGAGUCGGCCGCGACAAAAGUCGGCAGCCGUAGCCCCAGGGUGAAACCCGAACCGCAACAGCCCGCACCCGAGGCGCUGCCGACUUGGGAGCAGCCCGAGAGUCCCAGCAUGGAAGACCAAAGCAGCGACAGCGACGCUCUCAGCGACGCUUUGACCUUAGCUCGCGAGCGCUUGCUCCUUUCUCACGCGUUAGCGGAUAGCAUGGCUAAAAUCAUUGGUGACAAUGUCAAUGGCUCGAGCGAGCCGGAGGAGGAGUGGACCGGCCAAUUAAUCUCUGAGCGUAAUACCCUGUUCGAAGUGAGGGCGCCUAGCCCAGCGCCCGUCUACUUGUCUAUUCACUACAUAUGCGAAAGCGCAGCUAGGUUACUAUUUCUGUCCGUGCAUUGGGCGCGAGGUAUUCCAGCGUUUCAAGCUUUGCCAUCCGAUGUUCAAAUUACUUUGGUUCGAAGUUCCUGGGGACAAUUGUUUACAUUAGGUCUGGCACAGUGUGCGUACACCUUGUCGCUUCCUAGUAUUUUGACGUCGAUAAUCAAUCACUUGCAAGCUAGUAUCGCACAGGAGAAAGUCACCGCCGGCAAAGUGAAGUGCGUCACCGAGCUUAUCUGGCGACUGCAGGACUGCGUGAAUUCGCUGCACAAGCUGCAAGUGGACUCCGUCGAGUACGCGUAUCUCAAAGCUUUAACGCUCUUCAGCGCCGAUAAUGUCCUAGCGGGCAUCUGGCACAAGAAGGUCGAGGUUCUGCAGGAAGCGGCGUGGACGGAGCUGCAGCAACGCGUGGGCUCCGACAGAUUGCCUCGUCUCCUGCUGAGGCUGGCGCCCCUCCGCUCGAUCAAUCCCCGAGUACUCGAGGACCUCUUCUUCUCGGGUCUAAUCGGCCGAGUAAACGUGGCUAGCGUCGUGCCUUACAUCCUCACCAUGAAAGAUUACAAUCCCGAAACCGAGAGUCACGCGGGGUGACGACGAAUAUUGUCGGUGCAAUAUAAUUUGUGACCUAAAAAGAGUGAUAUACGUUACACGUUAAAUAUUGAAUGCCUCUCUCGAAGGUUUUCGCGCAACGAAAACGCUCGUCCGAAACGCGAGCGGUCGAGAUAACUUUUAUUUUCGUAUUCUCUUUUUUCCCCAUUUCGCGUAUUUCUGCACAAGAGCAUAAUGAAAGCAAUUAUGAAACGCGCAUAAAUUUCAAUUACAAGUGUAUGUAUUACUGUAAUGAUAAUAACUGUACAUAUAUAUCUAUGUCUAGAUAUAUGUACAUAUUUUUAUGUUUAGAUCAUAGAUAUGUAUUGUAUAUCUACAGUGCACAGUAUCUGGUUGUUUGUAAUAUUGAUUUUGUGCCCAAUAAGUUUUUAUUUAUUAUAUAGUAAAUGAACAUUAUGCAAAACUUUCCAAAAACAUGGCAGCACUUCGUUGAGUUAUAUUUUCAAGUAAGAGCUUAAAUAACGUUGAAAUGAAUGAUCUGUGAAGUGAUAAUCAGGAAAUAUUGAUACUACACACACACACACACACACACACACAUACACACAAAAUUGCAUAUAUUGCAUUUUUAGUAUUCAUGUGACAAAACAAAAUAUCUAAAAAAAAAUAUGGGCUUCUGUGAUAUAGUUUCACAGGAAAGUUUUGUAUCGGCACAUUACUUACACAGAACGUAGAAAGUAAUAUGAUAUAUUUAUAAUGUAUUAUUAUUAACAGUUAAAUAGUCUGUAAAAACUAUUCUACAUGUAUACAGACAAGAUUUUUAUUUUAAAAAAAGCCUCUGAAUAUAUGACGGGAGUUAAAAUUAAAGAAAAUUUCAUUGUUACUUGUUUAUAGAGAUGUUGAUAUAAGAUUAUUCAGAUUUCCUAUAAUGUAAAAAAAAAAAAGAAAUUACGACCUUUAUUUUUGCUUCCAAUAUACCGAUCAAAGUUUUUGAUUGCACAGAUUACCUGUCACUUGUUGUUGAGUGGACAAUAAAAUCAUAUUUUUUGUAA